CUCUCUCCCCUAUCUCUCACUAGAAAGUACACUCCCCCACUUACAUUUCAUCCUCAUUUAUUCUCUAAAGUUUCCUUCUUUUGAUAUUUUUGCAAGAUCUCUCCUUUCUUCAAAAGGAAAAGAAACUCAGAAAUCAAAGUUUCUUGAUUCGUUUCGUGAAUCAGAUAUAUUUUCAUGUCUCUCACUGGAGGAAGAUAAAGGAAGUAUGGAAACAGAAAAUGAAGAUAAGGAAGAAGAUGAAGCUCACGAGGAAAAUGUUAUUCCUCGGAGGGUUUUGCCUAGAGAAUCAAAGAUAAACCAUAGAUAUCUGAAAGAUAAAGCAGGUCAGAAGGCUCAGGAAGUUGAUCCGGGUAUUCUGAAUAAGAAGAAAAACCGACGCCAAUAAUAUGUCUAGUUUUUACUGGAAUAUUAGGGGUUUCAAUAAGCAUACUAAGCAUAUGGUGGUUCAAGAGUGGGUGAAGAAAAGGGGUUUUCAGUUUGGUUGUUUGAUAGAGACAAGAGUGAAGGAGAAUAAAGUGAAGAAGAUUUUGGAGAAGGUGUUUCCUGAUUGGUCAUAUAUUGCUAACUAUGAGCAUAAUAGGUUGGGAAGACUAUGGAUAGUAUGGAAUCCAAAGGUGCGGGUUACUCCCUGUUUUCAGAGUGCACAACUUGUUACUUGUUCGGUUCUGUUAGAGGGGAUGAAGGACGAAAUUUUCUGUUCGUUUGUCUAUGGUUACAAUUUGGCUGAAGAAAGAAAAGAUUUAUGGAAGGAUCUAAAGGAUCAUCAAGACUCUCCUAUAAUAAAGAAGUUUCCUUGGAUUGUGCAAGGAGAUUUCAAUGAGAUUCUUAGUGGGGUGGAGCAUUCGGUUAUUGAUUCGUCUCAGGAUUAUUCGGGUAUGAGGGAGUUUCAAGAGGUAGUCCAGUACUGUUCGCUGAUUGAUAUGUCUUAUCAGGGUCCUCGGUUCACUUGGAGCAAUAGAAGAGAUAAUGGGAUUAUUUGCAAGAAGUUGGAUCGUACGCUUAUUAAUGAAGAAUGGAUGAGAAGGUUUCCUCAAUCUUAUUGUGUGUUUGAUGCAGGAGGCUGCUCAGAUCAUCAGCGGUGCAGGGUGGUUAUUAAAUCUGAGUUGAUGAAGCCGCGUAAACCGUUUAAAUUUGUAAAUGCGCUUGUGGACAUGCCUGAUUUCAUCACAGUAGUAGAAGGUUUUUGGUCAGGAACUGAUGUUCUGUUCAAUUCUACUUCUGCUCUUUUCAGAUUGUCAAAGAAAUUGAAGGCUUUAAAACCAAUCUUAAAGCAGCUUAGUAAAGAGAAAGUCGGGGAGAUAGUAAAGAAGACGAAGGAGGCUUACAAAAAUCUUUGUGAAGCUCAGAAUAGGACAUUGGAGAAUCCUACUCAAAAUAAUAUUGAAGUGGAGUCGAUUGCUUAUGGAAGAUGGAUAUUUCUAUCUACUAUAGAAGAGAAGGUGAUUAGCCAAAGGGCAAAAGUUCAUUGGCUUGAAGUUGGUGAUGGGAAUAAUAAGAGUUUUCAUAGAGCUGCUAAAGUAAGAGAAAUCAGGAAUUCUAUAAGAGAGAUUAAGAGAUUAGACGGCUCAGUAGCAGAAACUCAAGAGGAUAUUAAAAAAGAGGCAGUGGAUCAUUUCUAUAGUUUCUUAACUCAUAAUCCUACUGAGUUUACGGGAGUGGAUGUAGAGGAGUUGAAGCUUCUACUUUCUUUCGAGUGUUCUGAAGGAGAUAGAAGCAUGCUGAUCAAAGAAGUCACUACUGAAGAGGUGAGAAAGGUUUUGUUCUCUAUGGCAGCUGAUAAGUCCCCAGGACCCGACGGAUUCACUAGUGAAUUCUUUAAAGCUACUUGGGCUAUAACAGGAGGGGAUUUCGUAGUUGCAGUGAAAUCUUUUUUUGAUAAGGGGUUUCUUCCUAAGGGUAUAAAUUCUACUAUUUUGGCGCUAAUCCCAAAGAAGAAUAAUGCAAGUUAUAUGAAGGACUAUCGCCCCAUCUCAUGCUGUAAUGUUAUCUACAAGGUAAUUUCGAAGCUUCUUGCAAAUCGUAUGAAGGGUAUUCUGCCUCUCUUCAUAUCUUUAAGUCAGUCAGCCUUUGUUAAAGAUAGACUCCUCAUGGAGAAUGUUCUUUUAGCUUCAGAACUAGUGAAAAAUUAUCACAAGGAUUCAGUGACAGAGAGAUGCGCAAUGAAGAUUGAUAUAUCAAAGGCCUUCGACUCAGUGCAGUGGUCUUUCUUAUUGUCUGUUCUUGCGGCUUUGAAGUUUCCAGAGAAAUUUAUCUUGUGGAUAAAGAAGUGUAUUGAACUUGCAUCUUUCUCUAUUCAGGUAAAUGGGGAGUUAGCAGGUUAUUUUAACAGUAAAAGGGGUUUGCGUCAAGGUUGUGCUCUGUCUCCGUACCUGUUUGUUAUCAGUAUGCAUGUGUUGUCGAAACUCCUUGAUAAAGCUGCAACUGAGAAGCGGAUUGGUUUCCACCCGUACUGCAAGGAUUUGAACUUGACUCACAUUUGUUUUGCUGAUGAUGUUCUGGUUUUUUCUGAUGGUAAGAAGAGUUCCAUAGAAGGUAUUCUGGCAGUUUUUAAAGACUUUGAGAAGAAGUCGGGUCUUAACAUAAGUAUGGAGAAAUCAACUUUGUAUUUGGCGGGAGUGAAGGAGGAUGAUACAGUAGCUAUUUUGGAUCAGUUCCCGUUCGACAAAGGUAUGCUCCCAGUUAGAUACCUUGGACUUCCUCUUCUAACUAAGAGAAUGAAUGUGCAUGACUAUAGCCCUCUCAUCUCUCGGAUUCGUUCUCGUAUUUCUUCAUGGACUGCGAGGCAUCUUACAUUUGCUGGUAGGCUUCAAUUAAUUGGAUCUGUGCUUUAUAGUAUCACCAAUUUUUGGAUGUCAGCAUAUAGGUUGCCAAACCAGUGUAUUCAAGAAAUAAAUAGUAUAUGUGCUGCUUUCUUGUGGUCUGGGCCAGUUUUAUCUACGCACAAAGCAAAGGUUUCUUGGAGUGAUGUUUGCAGACCAAAGGAUGAGGGAGGGCUUGGGCUAAAAAACUUGACUGAAGCGAACAGAGUCUCUUGUCUAAAGCUAAUAUGGCGCAUUCUGAAUGCAAGAUCCUCUUUGUGGGUCAAAUGGAUUUGGAAAUAUCUCAUCAGGAAGGGGUCGUUUUGGAGUAUAAGAGAAGAGAGUAUGUUGGGAUCUUGGAUGUGGAGGAAGCUGGUGAAACUAAGACCUAUGGCAAUGCAGUUAACCAGAAAGGAGAUAAAUAGUGGUGCUAAUACUUCCUUCUGGUAUGAUAAUUGGUCUAAUCUAGGACCUUUAAUCGAGUUUAUUGGUGAAAGAGGAAGUAUGGACUUGGGUAUUCCAAAGAAUGCUACAGUGGAGCACGCAAUUCAAAUUUACAGAACCAGAGGUCAUAGGGUCUACUCUUUGAGGAUGAUAGGUCAGGAGAUAUUGACACUAAAGAGUAGGGGGCUUAAUCAGUUUGAUGAUGAAUGUCUGUGGAUGAGGGAAAAUGGGGAAUUUAAGCCUGGUUUUCUUACAGCUCAGACGUGGAACAUCACGAGAAGGAAAGACCCGAAAGUUGCUUGGUUUAAAGGAGUUUGGUUCGCGGAAGGUACUCCUAAGUUCUCUUUUAUUGUCUGGUUGGCUGUUCAAAAUAGGCUAGCAACAGGAGAUAGGAUUCUCAGAUGGAAUGCUCAGGCCAUUUCUACUUGCUGGCUAUGUCAAUCAGAAAUAGAAACGAGAGAUCAUCUGUUUUUUGAUUGUGCAUAUUCUAAGGAAGUGUGGAAGGGCACAGUGAAGAAUAUGGCGGGGCUAGGGGACAUCCAUCAAUGGAGCAGAGUUCUUCAAGCAGUUACUAAUGGUUGCCAAGGGAAAGAAUUGACGUUUCUGAUGAGAUACAGUUUUCAGAUGGUGGUUUAUGCUAUAUGGCAUGAGAGGAAUAUUCGAAGAGUAGGGGAGCCUUCUCAGCAUGCGGUUUGUCUUAUUUCUAGAUUGGACAAGAUGAUGAGAAACAAAAUUACAUCUCUUAGGAAGAAAGUGGGGAGGAAGCAUGAUAAAACAAUGCAGAUUUGGUUUGGUAGGAGUGUUUGAAGUUGGGGAAGCAUUUUUGGAGUGGUUUUUUUCAAAAAUUUAUCUCCUUGCCAUGAAUUUUCUUACUCUUUUUCCCACAUUAGAGUUUUGUCCCAUUUGGGUUUUCUCUAAUGGGGUUUUAAUGAGGAGAAUUUUCAUGGUAUUUCCAAACUUGAUUUCUUUUGAUCAAGUUUGAGGGAGAUUGGGUUUAUUCUUCUUUGGUUGUAUAUCUUCUUUCUAUCUAAGUUUGUUUUCUAUUGUAGUUGUUUUAAAAAUUUGCUGCACUUGAUGUAACAAUGUUUUUUUGUUUGAAUAAAAUUUAAAAUUCUUUCAAAAAAAAAAAAAAGAUUAGCUAACAGUUGCUACUGUAGUUACAGUAUCCUCUUCAAACUUUACAUAAACUCGGAGGUGAGACUUUCUAUAUUAGUUGAU
This is a messenger RNA of Raphanus sativus (radish), 4460 nucleotides long. Its product is annotated as subtilisin-like protease SBT2.6. Gene Ontology annotation, biological process: proteolysis. The transcript has 2 exons. The record is from RefSeq and is a predicted model, not a curated record. Gene Ontology annotation, molecular function: serine-type endopeptidase activity. NCBI's taxonomy places the organism in Eukaryota, Viridiplantae, Streptophyta, Magnoliopsida, Brassicales, Brassicaceae. The coding region runs from base 387 to 4049 and encodes 1220 amino acids.